Molecule: messenger RNA, 1718 nt
Organism: Caenorhabditis auriculariae
Lineage: Eukaryota; Metazoa; Nematoda; Chromadorea; Rhabditida; Rhabditidae
Source: the annotation of a GenBank genome assembly
AUGGAACUUUUGUCAUUAGAGCGUAUUUGCUUCAUUUCUCAAAGCCAUUUUUUCAACUUUUUCAGAUGAACUAUUUUUCAGACAAGUUGCGGACCGGUUGAAGCUGGGCCAGUCGGUGGAGCCGGAAACUUUCGAAAGCGUUACGAUUUUCUUCUCCGAUGUCGUUUCUUUCACGACGCUCGCCAGCAAAUGUACUCCUCUUCAGGUGUGAAACAGUGGAUUCAUCAACGUGUUUCAAUAUUUCACGUAAAGCAGGAGUGUUCGAUAACAAGUUUAUACGAAUAUGAAUGAGUUUUCCUUGAAAUUCGAAAUUCUAAGUUUAAUUCUCCAUGGAGCACAUAUUUCCGGAUACUAAACGGCUCUUCUUUCACAUCGACUUAUUUUUAUCCUUUCCAGGUAGUGAACUUGCUCAACGACCUCUAUACGAUCUUCGACAGCAUCAUCGACGAGCACGACGCUUAUAAAGUUCGAACAUUUAUUAUAAAGGUUCAUCUUAAGGUCAAAGUUGAGGUCGAAACAAUCGGUGAUGGAUAUCUUUGCGUUUCUGGGCUCCCGAAACGAAAUGGACAGGAACAUAUUAAUAAUAUUGCCAGCAUGUCUUUGGCCCUGUUGGAGGCAAGUUCCAGGCGUUUUAUUUCUCAUUAAGUGAUCACUUUAGGGGUUGAAAGGCUUCCGGAUAGCUCAUCUGCCGGCUGAACGAGUCAAUAUCCGGAUCGGCAUGCAUUCGGGUAAACUUUUUUUUGAACUUUGUCUGGAAAAGUCUCUUUUUUCAUGCAUUUAUGCAUUUUUAUCCUUGGAGCGCAUUUUCUUUCAUUUCCACGGCUUAUUUCUCAGGUUCUUGUGUUGCUGGCGUCGUCGGCUUGACCAUGCCGAGAUACUGCCUUUUUGGUGACACGGUGAACACGGCGAGCCGUAUGGAGAGCAAUGGGAAACGUAAUCUGGAGCGUCGUUAAAAAAAAAAACAAAUCUGAUUUUAGCCGGUCAUAUUCAUUUGUCCCCGGACGCCAAUGAACUCCUGAAUGACCUUUAUCCUGACUAUGUGACCGAGAAUCGAGGAGAAGUUAUCAUUAAGGUAAUUUUUUUAAACUAAAAAUUUUUUUACUAGAGGGUCAUUCAUUAAAAAAACUUGAAUAUCUUUUCUCCUAGUACAAAAACUUCAAUUUGAUUAAGUUUACAAAAAGGUAUUGUAGCAAAAUACGCAGAAAAGGGCGGUAGGAAAAUGAAAGGAAAAAUUUUGUAGGAAUGUUCGCUCCAUUGACAAAAAAGAUUUGCGCGGGAAAAUUGACAUUUGAAUUGUUGAUUUUUUUUUUUCACGUUUGUCAGUUUUAAAAGAAAAUUUCUUAGGAAAUAUCGAAUUUGCGCGAUGUUUAAUAAGUUAAAAGUUGAAAAUCUAGGUCUUGAGCAAUGUAUGCUCUGAUGAAAAAUGCGCGGGAAACCAAGAUUCAAAUUUCUUGAAUAGUUUUACAACCCAAGGUCCAUUGAAAUUCUGUUUCUAAAAAAAUCAGUGAAACUUGUUUUAUUGACUGAUUUUCCAGGGAAAAGGAGUGAUGCAGACGUUUUGGCUUCUGGGCCGACGUCACGAUAUGCCUAUUGAUCGUCGAGUUUCAGGGUAAAUCUUCAAAUGAAAUAUUGAUUGCUGAUUGAUCCAAAAAAUCGAUUUCAGACCACACGUCGUCGAAAAGCGGUUUAAAAUCCGAUCAUCCAUCGAAACGGCUUGA